CUUGAUUUUAUUUAUUGACUGGUGUUGCUUCUUGUUUAUAAAUUGAAAGAAAAUUUAUUCACGCGGCUAUUCAGUACGGGAGUCAGGCAUGAAUGUUGACCGCAGCCCGGAAAGCCAAGUAGAUUUGAGUGAUCGCGACCAAGCCGUCCUGAUGGAUCCUAUUGACCACGAACGUUGUCGCUAUCCAUAUUGUAUAGUUUGGACUCCCAUUCCGGUUUUAACAUGGAUGUUCCCGUUUCUUGGUCACAUGGGUAUCUGCACAUCCAGCGGGGUGAUCCGGGACUUUGCUGGACCCUACUUUGUGUCUGAAGACCUGAUGGCGUUCGGGAACCCGACCAAGUACUGGCAGCUGACACCGGCUAAGGCUCACAAUGGGCAACCUGGAUGGGAUGCUGCUGUUCACAAAGCUUCAGAGAUUUAUAAAAAGAGAAUGCAUAUCAUAUUCUACGACAACUGCCACUCUCAUGUGGCGAUGGCGCUGAACCUCAUGAGCUACGGCGGCUGCAAGAACUGGAAUAUGGUGAAGCUGGCCUUCUACAUGAUACCCUAUUCUAAAUAUGUCAGCCCUGGAGCCUUCGUAAAGACAUGGCUGCCGUUCGUGAUCAUCGUCGCAUUCAUCUGCACGCUCGCCGCUCUCAUAUAGAUGUCUACGGUUUCUAGCAGGGUCUCCUCACAGUGGAGUUUCGGCCACAUCCGCCUCUCUCGCGUCGAAACAUGUUCCGUAUAACAGUUCUUUUGAGUAUGUAUAGGUUGGUCUUAAUUUAAAAAAAAAACCGGCCAAGGCGAGUCGGACUCGCGUUCCAAGGGUUCCGUACAUUACACAAUUUUUAACAAUGUACCUAUUUUUUUAUGUGAUGGUAUGGUUAGAGCUACCCAAAUAAAAAUGACCUGUCAUAGAGACCAUCAGUCGACGCGAGAUGAAUAUACAUAUUAGCUACACUGUGUCCAGAAAUAGAUAGUGCAUAAAAUACCACGAGAUCAACCUUGGAUAGAGAUUGAAUAAAGUGAAACCAGUUUGAAAAAAAAUAUACCU
Molecule: messenger RNA, 1033 nt
Organism: Cydia fagiglandana
Lineage: Eukaryota; Metazoa; Arthropoda; Insecta; Lepidoptera; Tortricidae
Product: transmembrane protein 222
Exons: 4
Coding region: 89-643 (184 amino acids)
Source: RefSeq, a predicted model, not a curated record